CCGGUAGGGGAUAACUCUGAUUGUAUUCUGGGUUUGCUUAUUUAUUAUAAUAGGGUUUGAUGUUAUAUUAUUUUAAAAUAAGCAAAACUUUUAUUUGAAAUAUAUAUGGGCGUUAUAGGUUAAAUUAAAAGUAUUGAACUCGCAAAAUAAUCGACAUUGCAAUUCAGUCAUACAAAUCGAAAAAAGACUAACGUUUUUAAUAGUGGAAUCAUUGAUGUAGUCUCGAUUAUCCACAUUCAAUAUGUUAUUGAUGUUAUUGAUUGGCGCCAGCACUAAUUGCAUUCAAUGAUUUAUUAAUUGAUCGAGAUGGCUACACUUACACCCAUGAAUAAUGCCAUUAUAUAAAAGAUACACUGUAAUGUAUUUACUCGUAACACAAUACAUUUUGAGUAUUUUCAAUGCAAACCUCCCAGACAUGUGAAUGGGAUGCAGUGAAUUAUUUGAGGAAAUGGAACUGUACUCUAUCCAAUAAACAGCACGACCAACCCUAUAUUAAUGGAUUAUAUUAAAACCAAGAGUCAUGAGUUCUUACAAACUGACUGAUUUUAUAGUAAAAAUAGUUGACAAUCAGCAAGUAUUCAAUCCUUGUGAUGAAAUAGCUUUAGUUGUCCAGCUAAAAGUUCUAGAACCAGUUAGAGUUAGAGGUAUUCAUCUAAAAGUUUAUGGUCAAUGUUAUGUCUAUUGGGAGGAAAGAAGAUCUGCAGGUGAUAGCAAUAGUACUCAUUAUGAAGGAAAAGACAAUUUCAUUGCUGAAAGAAAAGUUUUAUGGGGGCAAGAGGGUUAUUCUCCAGAAGAACAGUUACUGCCAGCAGGGGAAUAUACUUUUACUGAACAAUAUAUUUUACCUAAAAACAUUCCAUCAUCAUAUGAAGGGGAAUAUGGUUAUGUGAGAUACUGGGCCAAAGCAAAAGUAUAUCGUAGUAGAUGGAAACUUGAUGUUACUUCAGAAGAAGCUCAUUUCUCUAUAAAUGGUGUGUCUGAUUUAAAUGAAUAUCCUGAAGCACAGGAAGUUGUAAUAAGAAGUGAACAACGAACAGUUUGUUGUUGGUGUUGUAAACAUGGAUCGUAUAAUGUUGUCUUUCGAUUGGAUCAUCGGGGUUUUGUUGUCACUGGCCCCGUUAUAGUAAUGGCUGAGAUUGUAAAUAAUACAUCCAAUUAUUUAACAGCUACAGCAUAUCUGGUCAUGAAAACAACAUAUAAAGCUAGUGAUAAUGAAAGAACUAGUAAAGUUAUUAUAGCAGAAGCCACACAUGAUAGUAUUGAACCUGAUGAAUCUGAUGUAUGGAAUGAUCCUAUAUUGAUACCACCAGAAACACAUCUAACCAAUCUUGGAGCUUCUACUUUAAUAGAUGUCAAUUAUGAAAUCCAGUUUUUGUUAAAUGCAGCUGGUUGUAAUUGCGACGAUAUCAAAUUUAAAGAAAGAAUAAUUCUAGGAACAGUUCCACUUAAUACAACUCUAACCUCCUCUAUAAAUACAGCUAUAGAGGAUUGCUCACAACAUACACCUUUAAUGCCCCCGCCUAGUUAUGCUGAAUGUAUGACUCCAGGUUCACCUCAUUUUGUAAAACAAGACAGUUUACCAUCAUACUCAGAUGUACAAUCUUAUCCUUUACAACAAGAGAUCAGUAGAACAUAGCAGCAUACAUUUAAUAUAUUGAACAUAGUGGUAUACACUGUAUAGAACAUGACAUUAUACAGUUAAUAUAUUAAAUAUACUGUAUAGAUCAUGGCAUUAUAUGCAGCUAAUAUCAUAAUGUACAGUAUAGAACAUGGCAUUAUACAGGUAUUCAGUUAUUCAUACAUUGAACUCCAUUAUUCCUGAUUUUUAUUAUGCCCACAUUUUCAUGUGGAAGUAUAUUGUUUUCGCCACCGUGGACACACUACAGGUCACAAUUUUUAUGCGAUUUUGACGGCACUUGAAAUAUGGGUUUAUCUAACGAAGACCUCAGCUCCUUUCAAUAUUGGCAUGUAUUGGAUCGUAACUUCAUGGAUUAUGGCUCCUGAUUGUAUGAAAAAUCACGUUUUUAGCUUGCAGACACUCUAGAAGUCACAAUUUUUAUAUGCCCACAUUUUCAUGUGGACGUAUAUUGUCGUCGCCCCUGUCCGUCCGGACGUCUGUUCGUCUGUCCGUCCACAAUUUGUUUGUGGACAUUCUACAGGUCACAAUUCUUAUCCAAUUUUGACGAAACUUGAAAUAUAGGUUUAUCUCCAAAAGAUCUCGGCUGCUUUCGAUAUUGGCAUGUAUCCGAUCGAAACUUCAUGGAUUAUGGCCCCUGUUUGUACGAAAAAUCAUGUUUUUAGCUUGUGGACACUUUAGAGGUCACAAUUAAUAUCCCAUUUUGUUGAAACUUGAAAUGUACGUUAAUAACCCAAAGAUCUCAGUUCCUUUCGAUAUUCGCGCAUAUCGGACCAUAACUUCCUGAAUUAUGGCUCCUGAUUGUACGAAAAAUCGCGUUUUUAGCUUGUGGACCCUAUAGAGGUCAUAAUUUUUAUCCAAUUUAAAAAACCGUUAUUAUUAUAUCACCAUUGAACCCUAAGGACAAAUGAGUUCAAAUUUCAUGAAAAUUGGCCCAAAAUUGACAGACAAAAUGGCCGCCGUUCGUUCUCAAAUAGCGUAAAAAUAUGGUAUAUCAAGGUUGUGGACCCUAUAGAGGUCACAAUUUUUAUCUGAUUUUGUUGAAACUUGAAAUGUAAGUUUAUAACCCAAAGAUUUCGGUUCCUUUCGAUAUUAGCGCA
Patella vulgata (common limpet) is the source of this 2736-nucleotide messenger RNA. Its product is annotated as arrestin domain-containing protein 3. The transcript is spliced from 8 exons. Gene Ontology annotation, cellular component: cytoplasm. Bases 521 to 1636 code for a protein of 371 amino acids. Gene Ontology annotation, biological process: protein transport. The record is from RefSeq and is a predicted model, not a curated record. NCBI's taxonomy places the organism in Eukaryota, Metazoa, Mollusca, Gastropoda, Patellidae.